Aegilops tauschii subsp. strangulata is the source of this 3090-nucleotide messenger RNA. The record is from RefSeq and is a predicted model, not a curated record. NCBI's taxonomy places the organism in Eukaryota, Viridiplantae, Streptophyta, Magnoliopsida, Poales, Poaceae.
CGGCAAUUUUCCACGACAGUUGUUGAGGUCUGUCCCCACCCCGCCGCCCACCGUGCGGACGCGGCCGUGGCCAACCUCCGUCCGGUACAUGGCCUCGCCGGCGCCCCUCGUCGGAGGAGAGGCCUAAAGGCAACCGCAGCCAGGACGCCCGCGCCGUCGCUCUCUCAUCCUGCCGCCGCUCACAUUGUCCGCUCCAACCUGCACGACACCAACAUGUGAAUUUCUGCCUUUAUUUGAACUCUGAAGAUAGUCGUAACCACCUUUGGUUCUCCAGUCUGAAGAAUGUGAUGCCUGUGAAGCUACCAACGAAGGGGAGAUUGCUGGAGUGUAUGCAAAACACACUCCAUGAGCUGAGCUGACAAAGAAAGACCUCUUACAGUUAUUUGAUGAAGUGAUGACUGGCUUCUGCUUGGCCUAUGGUAGGGAUCGAUCAAGUGUGCUUUGGGAUGGGACCACUCCUGACUUGGCAACAUCAGGGAUGAUCAUUGGCAUGUUUGGAAUCUUUUUGACAGACGGUUCUGCAAAUGCCAAGAAGAGCUGCUAUUGCGGCGUUUUUUGAGGUUACGCCAAGGUAUGGUGCUACUACCAGAAGAAGGAUCUUGUCUGGCACCUUUCCGGAUCAAGGCGGCCGCGUCGAGGCGACUGAGAAAGUUCUUCAACGGGUGUAGCAGGUUCAGUGUCCGCGUCUCCAGGCAUUUUGCUGCCCCCUUGUUGGCUUCAUGCUGCUGAUUGACUGAUUUUAUGAGAUAUGCAGAAGCGCCAUGAUCCAUCUUACUUGCUGGCCUGUAUAUGAUUUUGCUGGUUUAGCUGGCCUUGCAGCACGCAGCAUCUCCUGUGCUGCAUGUGUCCUGUCUGCCCACUAGCCACCCGAUGGAUACUCCCUGAUAAACAUUAUUUUCAGAAGUGAACUUGGUCUAAAGCACAUGCAGGACUUUGUUCUAGCAUGUGGAGAAUCAAUCCACAGAAUCCUCGACUCUCUUACGGCACACCGUGAAAAUGACCCUGAUGAAUCUGCCAUUGGUGCCUGGCCUCUGCAAGUCAACAGCCCGUGGGGUGGAGGAGAUUAUCCGGAUAGAUCGGGGCGCACCAACCAAUCCGGAGCUUUUCUGUUGGACAGAUACUCUGCUAACAGAGAGAGAAGCCGUGAAACAAACCAACAAACUAGUACCACUACUACUCUGCUGCGAUUUGCGACGAGCGAAUCGCGGCUAGCAGGAGUUGGAAAGUGGCGGCCCAAGCCAUGGCGACGCCCUGCCGCCUCCGCCUCCUGCUCGUCCUGCUCGCCGCCGUCGCCGUCGCGGCGUCUCACCCGGCACACGAGUUCUGCGCGGCCGCGGGAGGAGGAGGAGGAGGCGCCGGCGGCUGCGGAGGAGGAGGGGACGGCACGAGGAUCCUGAUCAAGGGCGGGACGGUGGUGAACGCGCACCGGGCGGAGGAGGCAGACGUCUACAUCGAGGACGGCGUCGUCGUCGCCGUCCGGCCGAACAUCCCGGUUGGUGACGAUAAUGUCAGAGUGAUUGAUGCAACUGGAAAAUAUGUCAUGCCAGGUGGAAUUGACCCGCACACCCACCUGGAGAUGGAGUUCAUGGGAACUGUAACCAUAGAUGACUUCUAUAGUGGUCAUGCCGCAGCACUGGCUGGUGGGACGACAAUGCACAUCGACUUUGUCAUUCCAGUGAACGGGAACUUGACUGCGGGCUUGGAAUCCUACAAACACAAAGCAGAAAAGGCUGCUAUGGACUAUGGAUUUCACAUGGCCAUUACCAAGUGGAAUGAUGAGGUUUCGAGGGAAAUGGAAGUGAUGGUCAAGGAACAUGGGAUCAAUUCUUUCAAGUUCUUCAUGGCAUAUAAAGGUUCCUUGAUGGUGACGGACGACCUCCUCCUUCAAGGCUUACAGAAAUGCAAGUCUCUUGGUGCACUGGCUAUGGUUCAUGCAGAGAACGGGGAUGCUGUUGCUGAGGGACAGCAGCGGAUGAUUGACCUUGGGAUAACUGGUCCAGAAGGGCAUGCUCUCUCAAGACCUCCAGUUUUGGAAGGCGAGGCAACUUCACGGGCAAUUCGAUUAGCAAAAUUCGUCAAUACACCGUUGUAUGUUGUUCAUGUGAUGAGUACUGAUGCAAUGGAAGAGAUUGCCAAGGCUAAAAGAGAAGGUCAGAGAGUCAUCGGGGAACCUGUGGUAUCUGGGCUAGUCCUUGAUGAUUCUUGGCUUUGGGAUCCUGACUUUGCAACUGCUUCAAAGUAUGUGAUGAGUCCUCCAAUCCGGGAAGCAGGGCAUAAUAAAGCACUUCAAGCUGCUCUUUCAUCAGGAAUAUUACAGCUUGUGGGAACUGAUCAUUGCACCUUCAAUUCCACUCAGAAAGCUUUCGGUUCUGAUGAUUUCAGGAAGAUUCCCAAUGGCGUAAAUGGUAUUGAAGAAAGGAUGCAUAUAAUUUGGGAUAGCAUGGUGGAGACCGGCAAGAUCACAGUCACCGAUUAUGUGAGAGUGACAAGCACAGAAUGUGCCAAGAUCUUCAACAUAUACCCUCGCAAAGGAGCAAUCCUCAAGGGAUCUGAUGCAGACAUCAUCAUCCUGAACCCCAAGAGGAGCUUCGCGAUGGGCACGCGCACACACCAUUCGAGGUCCGACACGAACGUGUACGAGGGCAGAAAAGGAAAGGGAAUGGUAGAGGUGACCAUCUCAAGAGGGCGAGUGGUGUGGGAGGAUGGCAAUCUGAACGCCGUGCCCGGUGCAGGAAGAUACGUCAGGACACCGCCUUUCGGCUACUUCUUCGACGGCCUUGACAAGUCGGAUGCCGUCUACAGGGCUUCCCUCCGAGCACCUGUACGGCGUGGUGAGGCUGCUGCUGCUUAACUGUGUUCCACGGCUGGUCUCAUGGCAUCCAUGACUGUACCACUAUCCUAUCUGGUUCAAGAACAAAUUGCACCUAAAGGUGAACGCCGUCUGCUCCAUGUGUAGCUUCCUUGUACAUACAAUCUGCCUCGUUUAUAUCCAAAUUCGAAUAUAGGUGAAACUGUAAAGUUAAUUAUGCAUACAAGGCACUUCAUUUUAUUUUCUUGCGAACAUACAAAUCACAUUUCUGAUUGGGGAAA